AGGGUACAGCUAACUGCAGCGCUUGUUUCGCAGAGAGAUAGGACACAUGUGGCACGGCGCAGGCUUUAAAUAGUCCGUCGUCGCUUUAUGUGCUGGAUUGAUGUUUGGAGAGUUUUGGACUGUAUUAGGCUGCUAUAAAUGGAGUAACUGCUCAACUUUUUAACGUGUUUUACUCUGGUUGGAUCUGCUCUGCGAUGAGUGAAGAGGAGCUGAGAAGCUCCCCCGCUGCUUUUAGAGAGUGAGGAGGAUUAGGCUGGAGCUCAGUGGAGGCACGACGGCACUCUCACACGGCAACCGGAGCUGGAGCCAUGAGCAGGGCGCUUACGGAGCACAUCAGCAGUAGCUUCCGAGAAGAUGCUCCUCGUCCUCCGGUACCGGGGGAGGAGGGAGAGGCGUCAUGCUACAACCCCAGCAGAUCUGCCAAAAUGAGAGCCCAGAACAAGGUUAAAGACACCCCCGCCGCCGCCGCGCCUCCCGGCUCCACACCGCGGAGGAACGAGGAUGGUCUCGGGGAGCCAGAGGGCAGCGCGUCCCCGGACUCGCCCCUAGUCCGGUGGACAAAGUCCCUGCAUUUUCUCCUGGGCGACCAAGACGGCGCGCACCUCUUCAAGACCUUUUUGGAGCGGGAGAAUUGCGUGGACACUUUGGACUUUUGGUUCGCCUGCAACGGCUUCAGGCAAAUGGACUUAAAGGAUACCAAAACGUUGCGAGUUGCCAAAGUUAUUUUCAAGCGGUACAUCGAGAACAACAGCAUUGUCGCCAAGCAGCUGAAACCCGCCACCAAGACCUUCAUAAGGGAUAGUAUUAAGAAACAACAAAUAGACUCUGCCAUGUUUGACCAGGCACAGACGGAAAUUCAGUCCAACAUGGAAGAGAACGCGUACCAGAUGUUUCUGACCUCUGACAUAUACCUCGAAUAUGUGCGCACCGGCUGCGAGAACGCGGCGUACAUGAACCACGGCAGCCUCGGCAGCCUCAAGCUGAUGUGCGGAUACCUUCCUCCUCUCAUGGAGGAAGAGGAGUGGAGUUGUACUGACCUGAAGGCAAAAACGUUGGGCUCUGUGGUUGGACUGUCUGCGAAAACCCUGAGGGCUACUGCUACCAUCCGGACAGCAGCCGAAGUGCUGGAGAACAGUUGCAGGUCCCACCGCCGAGGAGACCCUGCCAGCCCCUACUUUGUCAACUCUGGCUACAUUUUUGCCCCCGCCACCAGUGCCAACGACAGCGAGAUCUCCAGUGAUGCCACGACGGACGAUUCCAUGUCCAUGACAGACAGUAGCGUAGAUGGAAUCCCUCCAUACAAACUGGGCACAAAGAAGCAGCUCCAGCGAGAGAUGCAUCGCAGUGUCAAGAUCAAUGGCCAGAUAACGCUACCCCACUUUCCUAGGACACACCGGCUGCCUAAGGAGAUGACCCCCGUUGAGCCCUCAGCCUUUGCUGCCCAGCUCAUAGCCCGGCUGGAGAAGCUGAAGCGAGAGCAGGAUACCAUGAGCUCAUUGGAGGAGAGGCUCCAGCAGAUCCAAGAGGAGGAGGAAAAGGAGGAGAGUGGCGACCUCGCCAGCAGCGCCUCCCUGCAUCACCCUCUGCUCCCAUCUGGCAGCCAAUGCGAGGAAGACCCGCAGGCUAUCUUGGACGAGCACCUGUCCCGUGUCCUGAAGACACCUGGCUGCCAGUCACCAGGUGUGGCUCGGCACUCACCGCGCUCAAGCUCCCCAGAUCGGACGGGUGCAAUGGUGUCCGUUGGCCACGGGCCCUUCUUUGGUGCGUAUCCUGGGGCUGCCGAGGUUCUGAUGACAGGCAGGCAGUCCACAAAGCACAUCCACCACCACUACAUCCACCAUCACCACGCUGGGCCCAAGACCAAGGAGCAGAUCGAGGCCGAGGCGGCUCAGCGCGUGCAGUGCCUCUGCCCUCCAGGGGGCACCAAUUAUUCCGACUUCACCCCUGCUCGCUGCAGCACUUUGUCCAGACGGCCAGUCAAGGCCACCGAUGAGGCCGUGUCCUCACCGCGCCUUCCCCUAGAUGCCACCGACCGCUCUCAGAAUGUUUGGCAGUGGAUCCUAGAGAGUGAGAGGCAGGGCAAACACAAGCCACACAGCACUCAAGGCCUAAAGAAGUCCAACCCACUUGACUCCAAGACUCUGCCCAGCCGGACUCACUCCUCUUGGGGUGGGGGCGGCAUCGGCAGUGGGGCUCAUCUGCGUGGCCACCACCCAGGCCACCCAUUCAUCCAGGACCCAGCCAUGCCACCCCUACCCCCGCCCAACACCCUGGCACAGCUAGAGGAGGCCUGCCGCAGACUAGAAGAGGUCUCCAAGCCUCCGAAACAGAGGCAAUCAGCAGCCAGCAGCCUUCAGAGAGACAGGAGCCAUCCAGCAGCUGCCUUCCCCACUGGAGGCAGCCCUCUAUCCAGCCCUGGACUCCAAGCAGACGAGUCGAAGGAGCUAGUGGUCACCUACUUCUUCUGUGGUGAGGAGAUUCCUUAUCGCAGCAUGAUGAAGACCCACUGCCUCACCCUGGGACACUUCAAGGAACAGCUUAGCAAGAAAGGCAACUACCGGUACUACUUCAAGAAAGCCAGUGAUGAGUUUGAGUGUGGUGCCGUGUUCGAGGAGGUGUGGGAGGAUGCCACCGUGUUGCCCAUGUAUGAGGGCAAGGUCCUGGGCAAGGUGGAGAGGAUGGACUAAAAGCCACUUUGUUACCAACAGACCAAUGCCCUUCCCCGCCCAACCAAAAGCUAAACUGUCCCUACAAACUUGAGCAAGAGACUCUUUGUAAUUAACAAAAAACACUCUGGACUCCUUUUUUGUUUUUUGUUUUUUGUUUUUUUUUUUCUAUUUCUUAAUAUUAAGCUAAACAGAGUUAAUAUAUCCAGCACAAGAGGAGUGAUUGAAGGAAGACGAGCCAAUGAAGUAUGCCGAACCCAGAGGAGGUGCCGACCCUCCCUGACUUUAUCAACCAAUCAGCCUUAGAAACACAAGGGAAUGACACGAGAGACUUUAAAAGACCAAUACAAGGAUGAUGAUGAUGAUUGGAGGCCAGUGGGGGGGAGACCCCACCUCUUCUUGAAUAUAACCACUGAAGAUGUAGAUGACUGUUUCGUUGUGACGUAGUGAGAGACUGAUGGUGCGUUCACGCCGGCUCCCCGGCCGAGUGCAAUGGACUUGCAGGUGCUGAAUACAGUGCCACCAACCUGCUCUUAAUGUUACACUCCAGCAUCGUUACAAAAACGUCUGUACAUGUGCAUAUACAUACAUGCAUAUAUGUAUAUAUACAUGUAUUAUAUACAUAGAUGCUUUUUGUCAUGAGUUGAAAGUUUUUAUUAAGUAUUUAUUGAAAAAAACAACCCACUCCUUUCCCCAUCGUCCCUUCCUGACUCUUCUUAAACCUGUCCCCCCCCUUCCCUAUUUCCAGCCAAUGGGCAAGCUGCUUUGAAUGUUGGGAGAAUACUGUGGUGAUAUUGUUUAGUGUUUGUUUUUGUUUGUUUUUACUUUACACAAAGGACGUGACACUAGCCUAGCACCUCCCAUAGCCUUGUAGCCCCGUCUGACCCAAACUAACAACCUUAGCAGUGGUCUUGUCCGAGGCGCACUCCCUCCACUAUUCUGAUGGUCAAUCCCAGUCUUAUAUGCUGCUGAUAGUUUGUAACGUUGAGUUUGUCACACUAGUAUUUCCUCUCCCUCGUUCUCCCCCUCCCUCCCCAUUUCUCCCAGUCCGGAGACAGAGCUCAAUCUUUUUUGUUGUGCCUUUGUUUGUAAACCAGGCAUUGCACGGGGGGGGGGGGGGGGGGGGGGGGGGGGGGGGGGGGGGGGUGAAAACAGUUGCAGAUACACACAGAGAGGAGACCUGGAGCACAAGUUGUACCAUCUAAUAAUGGCAGUGUUUACAGCCCGCACACCAAAAUAACUCGUGCUAACAAGAACCAGUUUGGGUCACUGAGAACGACUUCUCGAGGAAGUCAGCUAGUGUGUCAAAAAACACAAAAAAAAGAGAAAAAAAAAGUGAACAUUGAAGAAUUACGGCUCAGAUAUCCUUUGAAUGUUGUUACAGUAACAUCGUAUAUAGCAGAGCUCCUGUAUACAUUGUAAUUAUGCAUUCUGAAGUAUGGAUACUGACACAUGUGGUGCACACAUAGAGUACACACACGCACACACACACACACACAUAUGAACAAUACACACACACACACACAAACACUAUAGCUGGUGUUUUAUGAGUACAGCACCUGUGCCUACAUGGAUGCCAUACCAUGUGCUACCCUGUUUCAGGGUUUUAAUAUAUAUCCCUUGGUUUUCAGAAGGGUUUUAUGUUGAAAAGAUAUUUUUAUGCUUUUAAUAAUAUCAUGUAAUCAUGUUUUUUUGUUUUGUUUUUACACCACGGCCUUUUUUUUUUGUUUCAUCUAAACUGUAAAUUAUACAUUAUAUAAAGAGUUUCAUUUAAAGAUUUACAUGGACCUAUAAUUAUUGUAAUUAUUGAGAGAUGUAGCCUUUAUUAAAGUUUUAUAUUUUUCAAAUGAAAGCUGUUGUGAAUGAAUUGCUUCUUUCGUGAUUGUACAGACUGUUUCGAAGAUGUUUUCACAGCACCUGUAAUGUCAUGAAAAAGAUAUCAUCACCUGUUCAUACACACAGCAAACUAUCCAACAUUAGUAAGACAUUUGUUUCUGACAGUUAUUUAGAAGUGAUGAGAGUGGACUGGACACCCUAAGAUGGCCUUGGACUCCU
Messenger RNA from Chelmon rostratus (copperband butterflyfish), 4721 nucleotides. RefSeq names its product axin-2-like. The transcript has 11 exons. The record is from RefSeq and is a predicted model, not a curated record. Gene Ontology annotation, biological process: negative regulation of canonical Wnt signaling pathway. NCBI's taxonomy places the organism in Eukaryota, Metazoa, Chordata, Actinopteri, Chaetodontiformes, Chaetodontidae. The coding region runs from base 309 to 2687 and encodes 792 amino acids.